Messenger RNA from Perkinsus marinus ATCC 50983, 1347 nucleotides. RefSeq lists its product as hypothetical. The transcript is spliced from 5 exons. Lineage: Eukaryota; Perkinsozoa; Perkinsida; Perkinsidae. The record is from RefSeq and is a predicted model, not a curated record. The coding region runs from base 1 to 1347 and encodes 448 amino acids.
AUGGCCACGAGUAUUGAAGCUCCUCAUCACAUUGAUGUCGAUCAUCAGGCUGGGUCUUACAAUGAAGCUAACACGUUGAGCCCAAUGGCGCAGUUUUCCGAUGCUCCCGGAGCUCUAUGGCAGUCGAUGCCCAUUGCUCCACCUCUCCCUUCUGCGGAGAGAAUCGCGCCUCCCGAUUUCGCUGAGAAUUUCAUCCAGAAAUGUCUGCACCCGAGCAAAACAUUCUUAGUGGCGGAAGGCUUUGAAGCCAAGGAGGAGGGGCCUAAGGAAGAAGAAGCACCCAAGACGGUCGAGCCAGAGAUCAAGAAGCAAGUGAUCAAGGUUCACGUCCCGAAGGCCCCUAAAGAACCUCAACCUGAUUACUUUGGUCACCUACUUGGACACCCGUUGAGUGCCGAGGAUGAUGACGAGGACGACCACUCUGAGGCUGAAGAGCAGAAGGACGCAGAUGUUGAAGGUGAAGCGAACGAUACCAAGGCCGAAGCCAACGAUACCAAGGCCGAGGCCAACGAUGCUAAUGCUGAGGCCAACGGUAUCGAUAAGGGGACUGUGAAAGAUGUUGAGAAGACUAUCAACGAGGUGCGUAAGGAUGACUCUGAGAAGCCCAAGGACGAGGAUGUCGUCGUGGCUAAGGUGGUUGAGGCUAAGAAGAAGCCGUCGAUUGCUGCUAGUAGCCCUGUAAAGAAGGUCAAGAAAGUCGAUAUCUCUGCUAAGACUGAACCUACCAAAGAGGCUUCUGAACCUGAGGAAUCUGAAGAUGGUGAUGAUGAUGUUGACUAUUUCGGUCACAUUAUGGGUCAUCCUAUGAACCGAGGAUCUGGUAGCCACAAGGCGAAGAAGCAAACUUCCCCGGCGAAGAAGGAUGAAUCACCUGUCAAGGUCGUUCCCAAGGCUGAGAUUGAGUCCCAGGAAUCACAGGGGUCCGUUCUCGGACUGUUCCUGGCGGGCAUCGAGGUAUGCGAUAGAGAGGAGAACAUCGGGCAAUUCACUUCACGUGGUGGGGAUGCUGUAGACACUACUGACAUUGAAGCCGAGGUCGUUGAAGAAAUUGAAGCUGAGGAUGAUGAUGAGUCCAACGAGCCUGCCGUACUUGCUCAGGAAGAGAGUGAAACCCCUGCUGUCACUCCUGCUAAUGCUCCCGACACUCCGGCUGCUGAGGAGGCUCAAGAGUCUGAGGCCGUCCCAGUAGCUGAGAAAGUUACGGUUCGGGCUGAGCUGCCAAUAGAUAGCAGACACACUCCUGAGAAGAGAAGUAAUGAGGCGGGCGGUGCUGGCAGCACGAAUGAAUCAGGAAAGAAGAGUCGAUCAUUCCUUGCGAGUUUGUGCGGCGGGAAGAGCAAUGACUAA